Molecule: messenger RNA, 4185 nt
Organism: Entrophospora sp. SA101
Lineage: Eukaryota; Fungi; Glomeromycota; Glomeromycetes; Entrophosporales; Entrophosporaceae
Source: the annotation of a GenBank genome assembly
AUGAGCGAUUCCUCUUCUGGAAAUUCCACAGUACAAGUUGCUCUGCGAAUAAGGCCUUUAACAGGAGAAGAAUUAAUCACAAUACCCACAAAAUCUCAAAGAAAAGUAUUAUCGACACCACCUUUCAAACCAAACCAAGUCAUAAUACAAGGCGAAAAGAAACAAUUCUUCACGUUUGAUCAUGUCUUCAAUGAUAAUUCAUCACAAAAAGAUGUCUACGAUCAUUCAGUUAGGAAAGAAUCGAAUGAAGGCAUAUCAUCAGAUAAUGGUGGUAACAAUAAUAAAGAUGAUCAUGAUGCAAAUAACGAACGUUCAAAAUUCGAGAAAAAUAAAAUUAAAGAAAUUAAAGUUGAUAAUGUUGGAGAAAUAAUGAGUUUAUUAUCGAAUGGAAGACUGAAUAGUAAAAUGAAUCAAAAAGAUAUACUUAUUCAUCCAUCAAGAUCACAUACUGUAUUCUCCAUCACAUUAACUCAACAAAAAUUAAUUCCUAAAUCUUCUUCCUCCUCAUUCUCAUCAUUAUCUGGAUCUACAAAUCAAGAAAAUAACAUACACGAUUCUGACGAUUUGUAUUAUGAUAAAAAUUUAUCUUUCAAAUUAAAAGAACAUCUUUGUGAAAAUUCAGAAAUUUUAGUAAUAGCCUGUGUGCCUCCCUCUGAAUACUACAUCAACGAAACGAUAAAGGUAUUGGAUUGUGUUAAUCAAGUCAGAAAUAUCAAAUAUAAAGCUGUAAUAAGUCAGGAGCCUGAAGAAGAGGGUGAUAACAUGAUUGAAAAUUUAGAAGUAGAGUUUCAACAUCUUCAUAAAAUUUAUACUGAAAUGUCUCAAGUUUUAUUAGGUGAUAUAAGCAACAAUGAAUCACUAUCAAAAUAUCUAGCUUUGCUCAAUGCUAAUGAUCAAAAAGAAUUCAUAGAAAAUCUUUGGCCUAGUUUUGAAAAAACAGUCAAACCAAUUAUACAAGAUUAUGAAAAAUCUAUUUGUUCUCUCGAACAACAAUUGAACAAUGCCCGUGAGACCUUAACCAACUCUGAAUCAACUAUACAAGUUCGAGAAUUAAAAUUACACGAGACUGAAAAAGCAAAUGAAAAAAAUAAAAUUUUAAUAAAUGAGAUUAAAUCAAAAUUGACAAAAUUAAUUGAACAUGAAGAAACCACGGAAUCAUACAUAAAAAAUCUUGAAAUUAGGCUCAACAUAGAAUCUUCUCAACAAAUUAAAGAUUUGAACGUGAUUGAGGAACUUCGGGUGAAACUUGAUGACUUUGAAAAUUCUGAAGAAAAUAACGAAAUUUUGAUCAAUCAAUUAGAAUCAAAAUUGGAAUCAACUCAAAACUCUGCUCGUGAAAUAUUGGAUAAAUCCUUAACUUUGGAAAAAUCUUUACAAGAAAAAGAUAAUGAAUUUAAUAUAUUACAAGAGAGGAUUGAAAAACAAAUGAAUAUUGAUACAGAAGAGAAGCAAUGGUUAUUGGAUGAGAUUACCGAACGUGAUCAAAGAAUUUUACUAUUGGAAAGAAAUGUUUAUGAUAUAGAUGAUGACAGUUAUAAUAACGAGUUUUUACCAUCAGUUACAACCUUGGAAUCGAAAUUAAAUGAGCUACAAAUAACUCAUGACAAAACUAUUGCCGAGCUUAAAGAAAUUAAACCUAGAUAUGAGCAAUGUUAUCCAAAAACCAGAUCUUUAUCAGUAGAAAUUCAAGGUGCUGAAAAACAAGAGUUAACAAGCUCUCUGGUUAUUCAAAAGUUACAAAUUGAAUUAAGACAAUUGGAAACAUUACAUCAAGAUAAAGCUCAAGGCUUAGAAAAAGUUAAACAAGAAUUUGCUAGAUUGGAAAUCAAUUAUAGAGAAACUUUGGAAAUUGUUGAAGAAUUACGUGAAGAGAUUAAACGUCGUGAUGCAUUGGCUCAAUUGGAAGUUAUGUCUGUGAUAGCAUCGUCUGAUUAUGCGUACACUGAUGGUGGUCAUUCUCCCACAAGUAGUGAGGCCAAUCAACAAGAUAUUGUGCAAAGGCUCAGAGAAGAAGUUGAUAUGCUUAAAGAAGAUCAACUAAGAACUAUCGAAUUGUUGGAAGGUCAUGAAAUUGAUUACUACAAAUCAUUUGAUCAUGAAAGAUUAAAAACUUUAAUAGAUCAAUUAAAAUUGGAAUUAAAUCAAAAAAAGAAAAAUCAAGAUCAAUCGUCAUCGUCAUCAUCAUUACAAAUUGUUGUAGAAUCAGAACGAAGAAAACAACAAGAGAAACGAAGUUCUCUUUCAAAAUUAAAGGAUUCCGGCGAGAAUGAAGUGACAAAACAAUUGAAAGAUUAUAUUGAAAAACUUCAGCAAGAGAUUGAAACUAAAAAAAUUUCUGAAGAGGAGGCAGAACAACGACGAUAUUCAGAAAAACGCGAUUCAGCAUCUACAACUGCCACUUUAACCAAUGAUGAAGAUGAAGAAGAACAACUUGAAAUUGUCAAAUUAGAUGUUCAACAAAAAUAUGAUUUAAUAGAAAUUUUGAAAAAAGAUUUACUAAAUAAAACUUGGUUAGAACAAAAGCUCAAGCAAAAAGAGAUUCAAGCUUUAUUAUUUAAAAACAAGUUGAUCCAAGUUCAUAAAGAAGAAGAAGACUUGAAGAAUGAAAUUAGAAAGUUACAAAUGAAAUUACAACAAUUAGAAAAUGGCGAUGAUGUGGAUCAAUUGUUAAAGCAAGAACUGGAAAGUUUAAAAGCCGAGCUGAAACAAGCAAGCGAGAGAGAAUCUUUAGCACAAGAAAAAUUACGAAAAUUAAAGACCAACUCAUUGAUCUCCAAUCAAGAUCAAAUACAACUUGAAUUACAACUAGGAAACUUACGUAAUAACGAGAUCAUACAAAGAGAACGUAUUAAUGUUUUAGAAUCCAAGAUUUUAGAAAAAGGUGUACAAUUAGAUGAAUACUUGCUACAAUUGAAGAAUGAUUUAACAAUCACAAAAGAAUCCAAAAUAAAUUAUAUUCAAACCAUAGAGAAUUUAGAAAUAGAAUUAAAUAAAGUUGAAAAUUUGACUCAAUUUGAGAAACUCGCAUCAGAAUUACAAGACUUAAAAGUUAGAGAAACAAAACAAUUAGAAAUAAUAAAAAAUUUAGAGAGUUAUCUAAACAACCAAAUGAAGAUAUCCAAUGAUUUUGAUCAAUUCCAAAAAUUAUUUGAAGAAAUCAAAGAUUUGCUGUAUAAAAAUAAUGCCAAUGAUGACAAUUCAUGGGAUCAAGAAAAACAAGUUAUGGAAUUAAAGAAUUCUGAAUCAAGUCUAAAAAAAAUCAUUCAAGAUUUGGAAUUCAAGAUUACAACAACGCAAGAAGAAAUACAAUUAUAUAGUUCAAUGAAAGAAGAAGUUGAUAUGUUGAAGAAACUAAAGAAUAAACAAAAAUCUAAAAUAAAAGAAAAAAAAUUGCAACUUGAUAUAAUCAAAGCUUCAAAAAAUGCAGUCAACAAAGAAUUAGAAAGAUUAAAACAAGAAUUUAAUCAACAAUCAAAUAUAGUGGAGUCUUUAGAGACUGAUUUAAAAUUUUUAAAAAUAGAACUGGAAAAAACUAAAGAAAGUGCCAAUGAAAAAACUUUGGAGUUGGAAGAAGUUUCUAAUUUGUUGUCUGAUGUUCAGAAAUCCUAUGAAGAUGAAAGAAAGAAAGCAAAUACAUUGGGAAUUGAAUUUGAAAUAUUAAAACUUAGUGGCAACAGUAGUAGUGGUGGUGUUAGUAACGAUGCUAGAAUAAUGAAUUUGACGGAUGCCUUAACUAAAGUUAAACUCGAAAGAAUGGAACAAGAUGAUCUUUUGUCUGAAUUAGAAAAACAAUUAAUGACUGUUGAAAAAGAUAGAGAUGCUCAAAUGCAAAUCUCAAACGAGCUAAAAGAAGUAAUCGAAGAACAAGAGGCUAACCACCAAGAAAUUGUUUUGGAACUUGAAACAAAAUUACACAAUUUAGAAGAAGAAUUGGUAAAAUCACAAGAUUCAACAAUCAUUAGCAGAGAAAUCAUAACAAGUUUGGAAGAAAAAUCGCUUAGGAUACAAUCUUUGUUGGAAGAAACAAAAAAUUCCGAUAAGAAAAAUUCUAUUUUAAUUAAAGAUCUAGAAUUCAAGUUGCACAAAGCCAAUAAUAUCCUAAAAGAGAAAGAGAAUCAAUUGUCAAAAGUAAUGGCUGCACGUUCAACAAUUUUAUCAGCAGUCUUGGAGCAAUCUAUAAUUUAG